AUGAUUGAGGAUGUUUCACCGUUUAUACAAACUGUGCUGGGUACUGGGUUAACAUGGUUUGUAACUGCGAUUGGCUCUAUGUUUUGUUUCAUCAUUUCGAAUUCCUCAACGAGUCUAAAGAAUCAGAUUCUUGACGGCAGUUUGGGUUUUUCAUCUGGAAUUAUGUUAGCUGCAUCAUUCUGGUCCCUGUUAGAACCAGCAUUGGAGAUGGCUAAAAUUGACUUAGGUCUAGGUGCAUAUUGCGUCUUCCCUGUAAUGUGUGGAUUGUUCAUCGGUGCAGCGUUUGUUGGAUUAGUGGAUACUUUUUUACCUACCCAGUGGCUCGAAACAGUGCCUGUGGCAAUUAAUGAUUCUUGCUACUCAGUGUCUAAUCCAAGCUCUAGCAUUGUAUUUGAUACGUCUAUAAAACAACGUAACUAUUUGGUAAAUAGUUGUAUGGAAUCCAACAUCAGACAUCGUUCUGAAAACACUAUACAAGCAUAUCCAUCGUCUUCAUCGAUAAAGGUUGAUAAUGAACAAAAUCAACUUCCGAAAAUGGUGAUAACUCGUCGCUUAUGGUUGUUAAUCAUGGCAAUUACAGUACAUAAUAUACCUGAAGGUUUUGCAGUUGGUAUUGCAUUUGGUGGACUUGGACAAUAUUCAAGAACUACUUUCUCUCAAGCGUAUAAUCUGGCGAUUGGUAUUGCUAUUCAAAACUUUCCUGAAGGUUUGGCUGUCAGUUUACCGUUAUAUUCAUCUGGAUAUGGAUUUUUCAUUAGUUUCUGGUAUGGACAAUUGUCCGGUCUUGUAGAACCGUUUGCCGGGCUUAUCGGUUGUUUGGCCGUACAUUUCUUCCGAAGACUUCAGCCUUAUGCGUUAGGCUUUGCUGCAGGAGCUAUGCUAUUCGUUGUAGUUGAUGAUAUUAUUCCUGAAUCUCAGUCCAGAGGUCAUGGCCGACUAUCAACUGUCAUGGCCCUUAUUGGCUUCGCUAUUAUGAUGUGUUUAGAAGUGGUCACAGAGACCUAG
This is a messenger RNA of Schistosoma curassoni, 1005 nucleotides long. NCBI's taxonomy places the organism in Eukaryota, Metazoa, Platyhelminthes, Trematoda, Strigeidida, Schistosomatidae. The record is from the annotation of a GenBank genome assembly.